AGCGAGCAAGCAAGCUGCUGGCGCGAGCUUCUCAGGGGACGGUCAUGUGACCGUAACGUAACGCGACCGGAAAACACCGACUAGCUGCCGCCGAUGCUGCGCUGUGCAGGAACAGAGAAGUGCCCCCCCGGUAAAGAGACGACAACACGCCCGAGUCCGCGCGUUCGCAGGAGGCGCACAAAAAAAGGUUGAAGAAUGGAGCUGGCCAACCAUGGUCUUGUUCUCCUCCAGCAGCUCAACGCUCAGAGGGGGUUUGGUUUCCUGUGCGACUGCACGGUGGCCAUCGGCGACGUCUUCUUCAAAGCGCACAAAGCCGUGUUGGCGGCCUUCUCAAACUACUUCCGAAUGCUGUUCAUCCACCAAGACAGCGACUGCGUGCGACUGAAGCCAGCUGACAUCCAGCCCGACAUCUUUAGCUACCUCCUGAACCUCAUGUACACAGGCAAGCUGGCUCCUCAGCUCAUCGACCCGCUGCGAUUGGAGCAGGGCGUCAAGUUCCUGCACGCGUACCCUCUGUUACAGGAAGCCAGCAUGACCAGUCACGCGACCUUCUCGUACGCCGAGCAGAACGCCCUCAUGACCACCUCGCUCUACGGCAUCCAGAUUUCGGACCAGCAGGCCGCCCUGUCCAGGUCGCAUCUCUCGUCCCCGUUCGAAGGGGAGCACCUUUCGGAUGGCAAGCGGCCGGCCGGAGAGCCUAAGGUGGCGGACGCCUACACGGAGGCGGAGCCCCCUGCGGCAGAGGAGCCUGUCGCAGCCACACCGGCCGAGGGUCCCGUGCCAAACGCCAUCCUCCACGUGAAGCCCAGCAUCAUGAAGCGCAGCGCCUCCUUCCGCAAGCACUACUCCUGCCACCUGUGCGGGAGCCGCUUCAACCAGCGGAGCCUGCUGAGAGAGCACCUGCUUCUUCACGCUCAGGCCUCGCUGUCGGCGGCGGCGGGCAGCUUGACGGAACCCGGCUCGUCCAGCCCGGCUCAAGCGCCCGACGCCCCCGUGCCGGAGCAGGUAACACGGGAGCUGGAGGAGGCGCAGCGCCCCUGCGAGGUGAUCGUCAGCGACGGAGAGCAGCCUCCUGCCGCGGACUCUUCUCCCCACGCGGAGCCCCAGCAGUCCCAGUCGGAGACCCCGCCGCCCUCGGACAUAGCGGACAUCGACAACCUGGAGAGCAUAGACCUGGAGCGCGAGGUGAAGAGGCGCAAGUACGAGUGCUCCACCUGCGGCCGCAAGUUCAUCCAGAAGAGCCACUGGCGCGAGCACAUGUACAUCCACACGGGAAAGCCGUACAAGUGCAGCGCUUGCGGCAAGAGCUUCUGCAGGGCCAACCAGGCGGCCCGCCACGUGUGCCUUCACCAGAGCGCUGAGUCCUACACCAUGGUCAACAAGCAGAGCAUGGAGCUGUGCCCUGGCGAGGACAGCAGCCAGGUUGAGGCGCUCUUCCUCUCCUCGGGCAGGCCGUACAAGUGCAGCGUCUGCGAGAUGUGCUUUUCCAGCCCCAAUGAAGUCAUGAAGCACACAUGCUUUGCCCAGAACACUCAGACCCCCUUGGAGCUGGACGACCAGUCGGCGAUGCAGAUGGACGAACUUUCCAAAGACGAGGGCUCGGACCCCUCAGAUGCCAAACCCUUAAUUGCAUCCAUUAAAACGGAGGGAAUUUUAGUCGAUUAGGACACACCUCGUAGAUACUAUUAAUAAAAUAUCUUUUUAUUUAGUUAAAUUAUGGUCAGUAGUUAAGCUAUGGUUUUUAGUUGUAUAAAUUCAAUAUAUCAGGCAGUCUUUUUGUACUUUUGUACUUUCUCUCAUGUCCAGUAUUACACUUCUGAAGGGAAAUUAAGACAAAGUGAAUAGAAAUAUUUUCUUUGAACAUUUAUUGGAAUAGUGCUUGCACAAGAAAUGUGUAGAUAGAAGUAUACUUUUUAUUACACGUGCUAUGACUUCAUAAUGUUGCUCAACUUUUUUAACGACUAAUUACAAAACACUGUGCCAUUUGCCAUGAGUGUGAGGUGUAGCAUCGCGGACUUGUCAAGCGGACUUGUCAAGCUCAGAAAAGCGCUAACUUCUUCUUUUUUCUUUUUCUGUCGCUCUUACAGUUACAAGUAAUUGUCGUUCCAGAGCAGGGUUUGUCACUCGUGAUUUUUCUUUUUAAAUUUCAUAUCACAGCAGGGAAUAAACUACAGCCAUUGCCUUGUGGUGAACUUCUGUGCUAAUGAGACUGUGACCGUUGGAAACGGGGACUUGUUGGUUACUUUUACAGAAAGGAUGCCGUGUUCAAAGCUACUGUCAUAACUCAAGCUGCCAGCAUCCUCCUCAGAGGCAGCGUUUCAAAAUUCAGAAGUGAAAAGCCACAAGUUGCAGAGAAGUGGAUGUAUUGGACGUAGGGUUUGGCAUGUGGUGCGUUUACCGAAUGAGCAGCGAGAAGAAAUGCAAGACGGUAGGAAGCAAGCUAAACAUUUUUUUUUUUUUUUUUUGUCCAAAUUGGGUAGAAAUUGAGCAAAACCGGAGGUUUGCGGUCUAAAUAAUGUGAAAAACGGACGAGACUCUUAGAGAAGGCCUGUUUUCGGCUGUUGCGCCAUGUACAUUUGGACACACGGGUCCUACAUGGUACAGGCUUUAACUCCAGCCUGUUGACUACUGAAUAUGUUUCUUUCGCCUGAGCUCUCACCGAAUAAGUGCUGUAGAGGACGGGGGAGUAACAAACCACCUUUUCCCUCCCAUUGUUGACGAAUCUAGUCGUAAUGCGGCGAGUCUUCAUGUAUCGACGAGGAGGUUGCUAAAAUAUCCUUGUGUUAAACUGAUUGCAGCAGUUUUUCCCUUCAUUACUUGCUUUGUAAACCAGCCAAGUGCGUGAACUUCAUGAAGACAGAGCGUCGAACCCCAGGCACUCAAACUGAUAUUUUGGACAGGCUUUGCUUAAAUGCCUACUCACCAAGACCCAUGAAAAGCAUGUUGUCAUAAUAGAGCUCUGCAUCUUAGCGCUGUAUUGGAAGUGCUAGAAUUUUUCAUAAAAUGUCUGUUAGCACAUUUACUUGACAGAAAUCGACU
Molecule: messenger RNA, 3039 nt
Organism: Scleropages formosus (Asian bonytongue)
Lineage: Eukaryota; Metazoa; Chordata; Actinopteri; Osteoglossiformes; Osteoglossidae
Product: zinc finger and BTB domain-containing protein 2-like
Exons: 3
Coding region: 196-1665 (489 amino acids)
Biological process (GO): regulation of transcription by RNA polymerase II
Cellular component (GO): nucleus
Molecular function (GO): DNA-binding transcription factor activity, RNA polymerase II-specific; protein binding
Source: RefSeq, a predicted model, not a curated record